Molecule: messenger RNA, 5162 nt
Organism: Monodelphis domestica (gray short-tailed opossum)
Lineage: Eukaryota; Metazoa; Chordata; Mammalia; Didelphimorphia; Didelphidae
Gene: ANKRD13A
Product: ankyrin repeat domain 13A
Cellular component (GO): cytoplasm
Molecular function (GO): protein binding
Source: RefSeq, a predicted model, not a curated record
UUGGGCUUCUAGCCUCAGCGCCCUGAGUCGGGGGCAAGCCGCUCUGGGUGCAGUUUGUCGUCUUCUAAACUCGCCUUCGGGCGCCAGAACGCCUCGGAGGAUCCUCAGUCUGCGCAGCUUCACGUAGCGUCUCCCCCCGGCCCCCGGCCGGCCCUAGAUAGUUUGGCUCAGCCCUUCCCUGUUUGGGACAGUUCGGGCGGAGAAGUCGCGGGCGGAGCGCGCCGGCGUCGGGGCGGAGGCGAGCGGGGCUGUGAGCGGCCGAGCCGGGGGCCGGGGGCCGGGGGCCGGGGGCGGCUGGAGGCAGCGGGCUAGCGGAGCCGAGGGCCGAGGGCCGUGAGCCGGGGAACGGAGGCCGGAGGCAGAGGGCCAGGAGCUGAGGGUCGGGCCGGGCCCGCCGUCCCCGGAGUUGCGAGGGGCCCCCAGGGGCCCAGGGGCCUCAGCAUGUCCUGCGGCGGCGACGGCCCCAGCAGCCAGUUCCCCCUGCACGCCCUGGUCUGGAACAAUGACUACCGGCAGCUGGAGAAGGCGCUGGACGGGCAGAAUGUGGAAGCCCUGGACCCCCGAGGCCGGACCUUGCUGCAUCUUGCCGUUUCCUUGGGACAUUUGGAGUCCGCUAGAGUCUUACUCCGCCACAAAGCAGAUGUCACCAAAGAGAACCGUCAGGGAUGGACAGUCUUACAUGAAGCAGUGAGCACCGGAGACCCUGAAAUGGUGUACACCAUUCUUCAGCAUCGCGACUACCACAACACAUCCAUGGCGCUGGAAGGGGUCCCGGAGCUGCUCCAGAAGAUCCUGGAGGCACCUGAUUUUUAUGUACAGAUGAAAUGGGAAUUCACUAGUUGGGUGCCAUUGGUUUCUAGGAUAUGUCCCAAUGAUGUCUGUCGCAUUUGGAAAAGUGGGGCCAAACUCCGAGUUGAUAUCACAUUAUUGGGCUUUGAAAACAUGAGCUGGAUAAGAGGAAGGCGUAGUUUUAUUUUUAAGGGAGAGGAUAGCUGGGCCGAAUUGAUGGAAGUUAACCAUGAUGACAAAGUCGUCACGACCGAACACUUUGAUCUCUCUCAAGAAAUGGAACGCCUCACUUUGGAUUCCAUGAAGCCUAAAGGGAGGGAAGUAGAAAGGCGCCUCACAUCUCCGGUCAUUAAUACCAGCCUCGAGACUAAAAAUAUUGCUUUUGAAAGAACUAAAUCCGGAUUCUGGGGAUGGAGGACAGAUAAAGCAGAAGUUGUUAAUGGUUACGAAGCAAAGGUGUACUCGGUAAACAAUGUAAGUGUAAUCACCAAAAUACGAACAGAACAUUUGACUGAGGACGAGAAAAAGAGAUACAAAGCUGAUAGAAAUCCCUUGGAGUCUUUGCUGGGUACUGUGGAACACCAGUUUGGUGCUCAGGGGGACCUCACUACUGAGUGCGCAACAGCAAAUAACCCCACGGCCAUCACGCCCGAGGAAUAUUUCAAUGAAGACUUUGAUUUGAAAGACCGAGACAUAGGACGGCCAAAGGAACUCACCAUCAGAACCCAAAAAUUUAAAGCCAUGCUCUGGAUGUGUGAGGAGUUCCCCUUGUCUCUGGUGGAGCAGGUCAUUCCCAUCAUUGACCUCAUGGCCAGAACCAGCGCCCAUUUUGCUAGACUGAGAGAUUUCAUCACUCUGGAGUUCCCGCCCGGAUUUCCUGUCAAAAUCGAAAUUCCACUGUUCCAUGUCUUGAAUGCUCGGAUUACGUUUGGAAACGUCAAUGGUUGCAGUACAGCUGAAGAGCCCAGCUCCCAGAGCCUGGAAGGGGGGCACACUGAUCCAGCUUCCCUCGACUCCAACUUUGAGGUUGAUCAGUCUGUGUUUGAGAUCCCUGAAUCUUAUCACAUCCAAGACAACGGCAGAAACAUGCACUUGCAGGAUGAAGAUUAUGAAAUCAUGCAGUUUGCCAUUCAGCAGAGCCUGUUAGAGUCCAGCCGGAGUCAGGACAUUCCAGGCCUGCCUGCCAAUGGGGGACUUCCCAGUCCACAUGGCUAUGACUCCCAGUACGAAAGGGCUAUUCAGGAGAGUCUGCUCUCUAGCUCAAAUGGUUUCCGCACCAGUGCUGUGGAGGAGGCAAGGAAUUUUGACAGUGACCUGCAGCUUGCCAUGGAGUUGUCUGCCAAAGAGCUGGAGGAGCAGGAGCUGCGGCUGCAGGAAGAGGAGGCUGAGCUGCAAGAAGUCUUACGGCUGUCUCUCACCGAAAAAUAGACCCCUCUGGCCGUGGGGGCCUGCGGAUCCCCGGGCAGCUGCCUCCCGGUGCGGCUGCUGGCGGGUCACUGUCCGAGAGGGUGGCGGGGUGGAGCCGCUGGGCAUCCGGCCUGCAGCAUCUGGGCUGCGCUGCUCGGGGUGCCUCCGCUCCAACUGGACCCAACCCAGAACACCACUCAGGCGUGUGGGCUCCUGCUCUUGAGGGAUGAUGACGAGAUACUUCUGCAGUCAAGGUGCUCUUGUGUGUGUGUCUGUGUGUGUCUGUGUGCAUGUGUCUGUGCACAUCUAUUCUGUGCACACGCGCACGACAUCUGUGGGAGAGCAGAAUGGGGUUUGUGAGGAGUGGAAAGAAACUUCCUCCUGGCUUACCAAAGAAAAGGGUCUGUGCAGAUCUCCUCCUCAUUUUACGGGCAUUCCGAACCACCUGCAAGGCGGCUUUCUGGGUCCCACGAGCACGUGCUCUGCCUGCUAACAUCCAAGAGGAGAAACGCACAGCGUCUGAGACUGUGAUGAACUCUCUGCCUCGGGCUUGGAUCCGUGGGUGACCACGACAGUGGCCUUCCCCCUUCCGUGGUCUGCUGGGCUUCUGUGGAGUGGGGCUGAGCUUGAGAAGGCAAUUCCCAUCAGAGCAGUGUCCUCCAGCGCCGAGGGGCCCCAUUGGUCAGCAUGUCCCCUAACCCUCUGCCCCACGGGGCCCCCCUAGGAACUGUUAGCUUCGGGAGUUUACCUUAGGGCAGCCUGAAACCAAAAUAAGAAAGCUUCCAUGGAACGUGCUGUCUCUAGGGAAGGAAACGUACACCAAAGUACCCUGAGAAGUCCCAGCUGGGCCAUGUUCUUGAGGGAAAAGAAUGGAAUUCUAAAGAGAAGGUCAGCGUUUUGCUGACAAAUGGCUCUCAAGCAGCCCAAAGGGAAAGUUCUAAUUGCUUUUUACAGUUCAAAUCAACAUCUUUCUGGAUAUAUAUUUUUUUAACAGACUCUUUUUAUUACUUUUGAAAAAUAAAAAAAAAUCUACUCCCACCAGUAGCAAUACAAGUAUAUAUUUUAACCAGGUUUUCUCAGGCCUUUUUUAAUAUCUUUAGCUAUUCAACUAUUUUGUCUAGCCCUUCUGUAAAUACCCACCUCCCCACAAUAGAGCAGUGUUCCCUUCACACUGGAGACCACACAUUUGUUCCUGUAGGGAUUCCUUUCAGCAUUGAAAUAACUGGGUGGGCCAUCUUGAGCCACGCUGGCCUUUUUGGAGACCGAGUGGCCCAGGGGACUCAAGGGAAAUCGUUGUUUGGGACAACUUCAGUUUCGUCCCAUUAGGGUUGCCGGCAAGAUGCUUCUAGUCCCAUGGGACAAUGUUUUUUAAUGCCUUAUAAUAAUCACUUCCCGUUUGUGUAACUGAUUAAAAUUCCUUCUAUGCACAAAGCAGCCAAUCGCAUCGACGUUGCAUUUAUCUCAGACUAUGCAGCUUAGCAUUUUGUAAACCUGACUCUUUACUUUCAUGGAGUAGCUCAUCUGGAAUUGUUGGUGAUUGGAUCAGAACACUGAAGGGAAUCAUCGUCAGAUUUGCCCACUUGGGUAGAGUUACCCCUACUGCCUGGGGUGGGAGGGAGGAAGGGCCUCCUGACCCUCCCUGGCACCUUGGGUCAGAGGGCCUACCCAGCCCCACGUUGGGUGCCCAAGAUUUAUCCAUGUGUAUGUUCUCCCCCCUCUUCAAUGCAAAUAAAAUCCUGCUUCCUUGGAGGGUGCUCUCUCAGUAUUUCCGUUAUAGUCUCAAGGCUGAUUUUUAUCUUCUUAUUUUUGGGUCUCAGAAUUGUGUACCCUGUUAUGGAGAACAAAUGCAAAGAGGGUUGAGAUGAGUUAAUGUAAUUUCCUUGUCCUUGAAGAUGCUUUGAUUUCGUGUGAGUGGUCCUCCCUCUCUCCCUUUUCUCUCCUCUUCCCUCCUCCCACCCAUGCCAUGGUUGAAGGUCUUGAAGAAUUGUUGCGGACAAAGAGUUGGCCCCCUUGAUGGUGCAUUCAGAGUCAGGCUGGUGCUGGCAGCCCCUGAGCCGUUUGUACGGCAAGCCUUUCUGGCCCAGUGUUGGGGCUGCCAGAGUGAGUUGGCAUUCCGGUGAUGGCCAUGUCUGUAUCGCAGUGAGACUGGAGGAGGACUUCACGGAGCAGUGUCCCAACACCGACUAAAUUCCUGCUCCCACCCAGGGUGGCUUCUCUACGCUUCUGAAGGCCUCUGCUCUGAAAUGGGGUAAAUGGGCUGCACACUCUAGAAAGGGAGGAUAUCUAGGGGUGUGGGCUGGCUUGGCAUUGAAGCAGAGUGGAGGGCAGCAUCCCUGCUAGUUUUACAUCCUUCUAGGCUGGGGAAUAAGGAAAGGAGAGCCAAGUUCCAACCAUUUCAUUAAUGGGAUUCAAUAUUUUGGUUCUUUACGCCAUACUUUAGAGGAUCUGUAUUCUCAGAAUGAGUUUUCUUUCUGCCAUUGCAAAACAUAACCCUCAUUUCUCAUCUGGUCCUCAUCCACUCUCUUCAUAGAGCAAGAGUUCUGCCAACUUGUUAUUUAAAACCAUUUUUAUGAUGACAUUUCAGUAUAAUUGGUUUCCUUUGUAAUCGUCUAUAUUUUAUUUUAUGUAUUUAAAUAUAUUAUUCUGAGAAGAGGGGUCUACAGAUUUCCUCAGAUCGCCAUUGGGGUCCAUAAUACAAAAAUAGGUUAAGAAUCCUUGCCGCAGAAGAGCUGACCAACACUGGAGGCCUUCCUUGGGCUCUUUUCCUAUUUUGUGGAAAUACCACUGCAGCAGUUGAGCCAGCCAUGUCUUGUUUUUCACUUUAAAAUUUCAGUUUUCUUUUUCAUUAUGAACCUGAGCAUUAUCAAACGCAAACAUUUAAAUCUACAAAGAAAAAAAGGGAGUUGGAUGUGAAAGUAGAAAUCUCAUUUGAAAAUUUUGAUAUUAAAUUUAACAUGGUAACAAAA